This is a messenger RNA of Arachis ipaensis, 1943 nucleotides long. RefSeq names its product protein EMSY-LIKE 3. Gene Ontology annotation, cellular component: nucleus. The record is from RefSeq and is a predicted model, not a curated record. Gene Ontology annotation, biological process: defense response to fungus. NCBI's taxonomy places the organism in Eukaryota, Viridiplantae, Streptophyta, Magnoliopsida, Fabales, Fabaceae.
CAACUAAUAAAAUAAAGGGCCGAUCAAUUUUCAGCAGUCCCUCGCGGUGGCACCCAAAACUCAGUGUCCGAGCCCAAGCCCGAGCCCGAGUCCGAGUCCGAUCUGACCCGCCGCGAUAUCUUUCUCUCUCAAUCCUUCCGAAACCCCGUCUCAUCCUUCUUCUUCUUCUUCUUCUUGAUCUUCUUCUUUGAUAGCGACCACAAUUCUUGUUCCUGCACCGCCCUCACUUGAUUCCAGCUCUUAACGCGGCGUCGUUUCGAAAAGCGUUUCUCUUUUGUCUGGGAUCUGCGUAGCUCAACUUUCAUCGCAAACUGGCUAUGGACUACGAACCCUUCGAUAGUAGUGGAACCGACGAUGAUCUUCCACCAGCACACCAAAAUAGGAUUCCCAGGGGUGGAGGUCGUCUUGCUGGGAAUGGUAGAUCUGCUGUGGGUUCAAUUCCAUACCCCAGGAUGUAUGGUGAUGUUGAUAUGGAAGCACAAAUUCACCAACUUGAGCAGGAAGCAUACAGUUCAGUUCUACGAGCCUUUAAAGCUCAAGCUGAUGCCAUUACUUGGGAGAAAGAAAGUUUGAUUACAGAACUGAGAAAAGAACUGAGAUUGUCAAAUGAGGAGCACAGAGAACUUCUAAGUCGGGUUAAUGCGGAUGAUGUGAUUCGAAGGAUAAGAGAAUGGAGACAGGCAGGUGGCCAUCAGCCAGGCGUCGGAAAUACUGGUCCAGCACUUCAUGAUUCUAAUCCCAGCCCAACAGUCUCUGCACCUCACAAAAAGGCCAAGAUAACGCCAUCUGGAGCAACACGGUCUUUAGGUGUGCCUUCUUCUUCAUUUCAUCCCCAACCACUGACUACGCCCCACCAGCCAUCUUCUUCGGGACCCAAACGAGGAUCUGUUCCUGGAUCAAAGGGAAAGAAGCAAAAACCUGGUCAAAUGCCACCUGGUGCACCUUCAAUGAAGCAAUUUCCAUCAGGACGAGGUGGAAGGAAUCAAGUGCCUAAUAAUAGAGUGGGUGACCUAGCUGAGGGUGCAUCAUUUGAUUCAUUGGUUGGUAGGAGAGUGCGGACAAAAUGGCCCGAUGAUAAUAACUUCUACGAAGCUGUUAUCGCAGACUUCAAUCCGACUAAUGGCCUACAUAAUCUAGUCUAUGACAUGGGAAGUGCAAAUGAGACAUGGGAAUGGGUUAAUCUUUCAGAGAUAUCUCCUGAAGAUAUUCAAUGGGUGGGUGAGGAUCCUGGAAUCAAUCUUCGUGGGGGUAUAGCAGGUCCUGGGCAUGGGAUGAAUAGGCCUGUCGGACGUGAUAGUGUUCCAGGGGCCGGAAGAGGUAGGGGAAUUCCAAAGGGGCAAUCCAGGAAAGAUAUUUUGUCAUCACAGAACGGCAUAGGAAAGAAAGCUCCAGAUGAUAUACAAAUACUUCACACAGACACACUAAUCAAGGAGGUGGAGAGAGUAUUCAGUGUGAAUCGUCCUGAUCCCUCUGAAGUUGACAAAGCAAAGAAAGUAUUGAAUGAUCAUGAGCAAGCUCUUAUUGAUGCCAUUGCAAGACUUGAAGAUCUUUCUGAUGGUGAGAGUGAUGGUGGUGGUCACCAUUUCUCUCAUGCUCAAUCAAUGGAUAGAGACUAAUGAAAAAAGGAUCUUUUUCCAGUUUGUACAAUCAUCAGGGGAAGCAUGCUGUACUCUUUUGUAUUAUGAAUAUAAGAUUAUUUUUCAUCUAACAGUUCAUAGCUUUAGGCAUGGGUUCUUGUGGGUUAGGUUAUGGAGGGUGACAAUUAAUGUAGUUGGGUAAUAAUUAUUUAUGGGGGUUGUCUACUUUUUCUUUUUGGAUUUUCUUUUUCUUUUUGGGAUAUGGCAGAUUAAAUUAGGACCAGCUGUGAUAAAUUGUAUUAUACCAUUGCUUCAGUGAUUAGUCUAUGUUAGUGCUUAAAUUCUUGUUUUUAAUGCGUCAAGUUA